Molecule: messenger RNA, 2302 nt
Organism: Puccinia graminis f. sp. tritici CRL 75-36-700-3
Lineage: Eukaryota; Fungi; Basidiomycota; Pucciniomycetes; Pucciniales; Pucciniaceae
Exons: 11
Coding region: 120-1739 (539 amino acids)
Biological process (GO): actin filament organization
Molecular function (GO): actin filament binding
Source: RefSeq, a predicted model, not a curated record
GUCGAUCAGACUUCGAAUCAAACGGUCAACAAGAAACAACCAGUCAUCCUGCUGCUUAUCCCGAUCUCAUUCCUAGGAAUCCAUUGUGUGCUGACACCCCGCGCUACUAGUCCCAAACCAUGAGUCGAUUCGUUCGUCAAAGUUAUUACCGCCAUGUUUACGGCCAGCCAUCAAAGCGAGAGAUGUGUUUUGAUAACAUCAAGGUUUCUGCUUCAGCUUGGGACACUAAUUUGGCCGCUGCAAAUCCAAAGUUUCUCUCUGUAAACUAUCAAGCCUCUGGUGGGGGUGCAUUUCUUGUUGUACCUUUGACUCACACCGGAAAGCUACCCGACUUGUAUCCACUCUGUCGAGCGCAUACUGCACCUGUUCUCGACACUUCCUUUUCACCCUUCUCAGAUACCCUGAUUGCCUCAUCAGGCGAGGAUGGCAAGAUCGUACUCACCCACAUCGACGAGGACAGACUCACGGCUGCCCUCAGACUCGAGAAACCUGAAGUCAAUGACCUCGAACCCGUACUCAGAUUGAGUGGUCACGUCCGAAAAGCUGGUCAUGUCAAGUGGCAUCCCGUUGCUGAGAACGUCCUGGCCAGUACCAGUUUGGAAGUCAAGAUUUGGGAUGUUGAGAAAGCGGCUUGUGUUGUCGAACUUCCCCAGCAACCUGAUAUGGUCGGUAGCAUGAGCUUCAACUGGACCGGUACCCUCCUAGCUACGACCUGCAAAGAUAAAAAGCUCCGGAUUUAUGAUCUAAGAUCCGGUGAAUUAACCUCCAUGGCCGAUUCACACACAGGCAUCAAAGGAUCUCGAGUAGAGUGGAUGGGACGUCUCGAUAGAAUCUGUACGACUGGUUUCAGCAAGUUCUCCGACCGUCAAGUGUUUGUUUGGAACUCGGGAGACAUUUCGAAAGGGCCAAUCAAACAGUUGACCAUUGAUACCAGCUCUGGUACUCUAAUGCCCUUUUGGUCUGACAACGACAUUUUGUUCCUCGCCGGUAAAGGGGAUGGUAACGUUCGUUACUACGAGUAUGAAGCUGACGAACUACACUACCUCACUGAGUAUAAAUCAAGCGAGCCGCAACGAGGCAUGUGCUGGCUUCCGCGACGAGCGUUGAACACUCAAGACUGUGAAAUUGCUCGAGCUUACAAAGUGACAAACAAUCUAGUGGAGCCCAUAUCUUUCAUCGUUCCACGAAAGUCCGAUUCGUUUCAAGCAGACAUUUAUCCGCCGGCCUUAUCGGGGAAACCCGCGUUGAGUUCAUCGGACUUCUUUGCCGGAAAGACGGCCGAGCCGAUCCUUGUCAGUUUAGACAAUCUAUCCGAGACCGCCGCGCCGCCGAUCAAGUCUUCACUUUAUGCCAGUACGCCGGUUGUGCCGGGCUCGGGAGCCGUUUCGCCUGCUCUUCCUCCAUCAGAACCACCCGCACCCCGCUCGACCAGUCGAGCUCCUUCACCCGUCUCCACCAAACACGACCCUUUGCCUAGCUCAUCUCCCGCUAUCGAGCAGCCCCCCGUCUCACACCAACCUCCUCCUUCUUCCGUCGUUGCCCCCUCGGUUGAUGCUCACCCUGAACAAAGAUCUUCUAGCAGUUCCGCUGAUGUCGAUCAACUAACCAAGGAAAACCAAGAGUUGAAAGACGAAUUGGCGGAGAAAGAUUGUGUGAUUAGAAAUCUAGAACUACAAUUAGAGAAGUUCAAAACUAAUCAAAUGAAGAUAAUUGAAUUGAGUAAAAAUUCUCUCAAUUGAUUCAAACUCGAACAGUCCAAAUUAAUAGGAAGUGCAAGAAAAAAAAAAAAAAAACAACUGGGUUGAAUGAAACUACCCUUUGGUUCUUUUAUAAUACACUCACAUCAAUGGCUACUAAUUCAUACGUAAUCUUGCUUUGAUCAAAAUCCGAUGAUCACUGGAUUUGGUUCUUCUGGGUUUGUCUAAUCUGGAUAUUGUCAACAUUGAUGAUCAUGUUUAUGGUCUUUUUCUAUCAAACAUCCUGCUCCUCAAAUCCAAAUCCAAAUCCAAAUCAAUCAAUCAUAUCUCUACAUUCCAGUUUUGUUUUUUUGUCUUUGCUUUCAACUGUCCUUGUACCAUCCAUUUUUUUUCCUUCUCAUUAUUAAAUUAUUUUCUCCCCCCCUCAAAAAAAUGAACUACAUAAAACCUUUUUUUGUUGUUAUUGUUAUGUUCAAAAUUCCAGACAAUGUUUUGUUUUGUUGUUUUUCCUGCUUCUUUAUCUCUGAUUUGUUCCAAGAAGAAUGAAGCCAAGCCCCCAAACAAAAGUAGAAAGUGUAAAAAAACAUUCAAAAAGCUUCUUACAG